Molecule: messenger RNA, 1521 nt
Organism: Alligator sinensis (Chinese alligator)
Lineage: Eukaryota; Metazoa; Chordata; Crocodylia; Alligatoridae
Gene: SLC10A4
Product: solute carrier family 10 member 4
Exons: 1
Coding region: 470-928 (152 amino acids)
Biological process (GO): bile acid and bile salt transport
Molecular function (GO): bile acid:sodium symporter activity
Source: RefSeq, a predicted model, not a curated record
AGGAAAGUAUCUUCUAUAAGCUAUGGUGUUAAAAACUAAAUAAGGUCCAGAGUCUGAAACUCCUGCUUACCUUGAGCCUGAUUUCCAAGCCUGAUGAAAUUUUAGAUGAGCCUGAGAGUUAAAUAAGGAUGGCCCAGUCCAGCAAUGAGAGCCUGCAGACCUACGAAUGCAAGGACAUUUAGAAUUUUAAAAAAGGGCCAUUUUCAAUAUUCCUCCUUCAUUUCUUCUUUUUUUCUAUUCACUUACUGGAGACAUUUGUUGUAGGUCAGAUUUGACUUAAAUUCUCUCCUUAUUAUAUUAGUUUUAAAUAUCAGUGCAUUUUAUUGAUUUGCUUUUAGUUACAGCUGUAAUGUUUUGUCUCCUCUCUUUUUCCCCCUCCCUCUGACUUUUAUCUAAUGUUAUUUAUUGCCAGGUUUCCCUGUGGUCACUUUUAGUCACGCUGGUGGUUCUUUUCAUUCUGACGGGCACGAUGCUGGGACCAGAACUGUUGGCAAGCAUCCCUGCAUCUGUCUACGUGGUAGCAGUCUUGAUGCCCAUGGCUGGCUAUGCCUCUGGGUACGGCUUGGCUACACUAUUUCACCUGCCACCACACUGCAAAAGGACAGUGUCUUUGGAAACAGGAUGUCAGAAUGUCCAGCUGUGCACUGCCAUCCUGAAAUUAACCUUCCCUCCCGAGCUCAUUGGGAGCAUGUAUAUGUUCCCCUUGCUUUAUGCCCUUUUCCAGGCCGCAGAGGCUGGACUGUUUGUGCUGGCCUACAAGAUGUUUGGACAAGACACCUAUAAGCAGGAGCUCCUCGAUGAAGAAGAUGAUACAGAUAUUUCCUACAAGAAACUGAAAGAGGAGGAAAUGGCUGACACCUCCUAUGGCACCGUGACCGCAGAGGAGCCCCACACCGUGUGCAUGGAGCUGGCGCAGACGGCGCUCUAGGAGGUGGGCUGUGCCAGGGGACACUUGUGUCGAUGUGGUGUGUGUGUAUGUGCAGUGCCAGGACCCUGCACGCAGCUGGGCACCCACCAGCCCAGCAGCCUCCCAACCGCGCCACAGUGACUGUGUGUUUUCUAUCGUGCCAGCUGCUGCUGUCCCUCCCAAAUGCAUCCUCUGUUGUGUGUGUGCGUGCACAUGUAUCCCCACUCCCAGCCUGGGCACUGGUGCAGCAAGCGCGGCCAGGCACGCGGAAGGGCCCCAUGCACAGCCCUGGGCCGCCUGGUUGCAUGAGCCUGUAGCCGCAGGCGGGAUGAGCCUGCACAUCUGGAACAGACUUCCCAAGGCGGCGGCGCAGUCCCCAACCUUGGCAGCCUCCAGGAGGACACUGGACAGGGCCCUUGCCAGGCUCCCUCGCUCUCAGCGGUAUUCCUGCCCGGAGCAGGGCUGCUGGACUCCAGGUUCCCUCCGGCCCUUAAUGUCUAUGCCUGUCUGUGAGCGCCGGGUCGAGAUGAGCCUGUUUCGUGUAUCGCAUGCCCGUCGCUGUAACCCCCGCUCGCUGUAUACCCCAGUGCUGACCAUUAAAGGUGCAGACCGCU